UGACUUACGGGCAUGCGUUGUAGAUUAGGAAUAACGUAUUUUUGCUGGUUCAAAAAAAAGGCAACGGAAAUCUAGUUACAAGAAAUUUUCUAAAAAUUUUCGAAAAGUGACAGUCUUCAUUUUUAAUCUUUGCAGAAUUACAAUGGAAAACCAGGAGGUAUCCACACUCAAGUUGAGGAACUGCCUGGAGAGUUGGAGAGAAGUUGUCGUUUUAGUCCAUUCCAUACUCUUAUGGGACAAUAAUUGGUAUCCCGCCGCAAUAUUUGGGGGCACCUCGUUUGUAUUUUGUAGCUUGUGGCUCUUCGACCCUAGCGUACUCACUACCUUCUCCAUUGUUGGAUUAACGAUUUCAAUAAGCGACUAUCUUGUACCAAAAGUAUCGGCAGCACUUUUUCGAUCUGAAUUGUGGACUGACGAGAAGGAAGAGGCUUUCAACAAAUUUUGCGCAAAUGUCGUGGCGUGCAAGUUUAAGUUCGUUACCCUUAUUAGCAGUUUUUACGGCAUGCGCUGCAGCAAUACUAAAAUGUAUUAUGGUUGUACAAUACUCGGCCUUGCGGUGUUGGCAUGGAUUGGAAACACGUUUAACAAUUUGUUUUUAACGUACACUUUGAUCACUACGUUUCUACUUAUUCCAGGAUUAAUUCGUCACAGAAUUUUGGAUAAUUGCGUUGAUUUCAUAUCCAAGAAGCUAUCCCAUUGCCCAAAAUUCUCAAUUGCCAAAAAAGAACAAUAAGGUUCUUAUUGUAAGAAUUUCGUUAGGUUUAACGGGAGAUUGUAUGUGAUAAUGCAAUACAGCUAUGACUGAUUUCUUCUGCUAUUAAUGGCAAACUUUUAGAUGUAAUAUGUUCUUUUCAUUCUGAAAAUGGUUAUAUUUUCAAAUAAAGUACAUUUGUAAUAAAAUG
Messenger RNA from Photinus pyralis (common eastern firefly), 902 nucleotides. RefSeq names its product ADP-ribosylation factor-like protein 6-interacting protein 1 (gene Arl6IP1). The coding region runs from base 143 to 733 and encodes 196 amino acids. The record is from RefSeq and is a predicted model, not a curated record. The transcript has 4 exons. NCBI's taxonomy places the organism in Eukaryota, Metazoa, Arthropoda, Insecta, Coleoptera, Lampyridae.